AUGUUAAUAAAAGAAUUAGGAUGUAAUACAACAACAAUAUAUAUUUGGUGGUCAUUACACGAACCUGAAGAUGGAGUAUUUGUAUUUAAUAAAGAAGAAUAUGAUUUUGUAUCAUUUAUUCAAAUAGCACAUAGUUUAGAUUUAUUAGUUAUUGUUUGUGUUGGACCCUAUAUAAUGACUGAAGUUCAUUUUGGUGGAUUCUCAUAUUGGAUUAUGAAAAAACAAGGCAUUGCUAUACGUCGUCUAAAUAAAAUAUAUUAUCAAUUAAUUGAUCGUUAUUUUGAUCAAUUAAUUCCACGUUUAGUUCCAUUACAAUAUCAUUUAGAUGGAAAUAUAAUUAACUUUCAAAUAGAAGUUAAUUCUGAUGUACCAUUAAUUAGUUUUAAUGAUGCACAUCAAUAUUAUGGAUAUUUACGUGAUGGAUUAAUAAAACGAUGA
Messenger RNA from Rotaria sordida, 438 nucleotides. Lineage: Eukaryota; Metazoa; Rotifera; Eurotatoria; Philodinida; Philodinidae. The record is from the annotation of a GenBank genome assembly.